GGAGCGCGAGGGCAGUCUGAAAACUUAGGCGCUGUCUAUGGUGCUGAAUCGCCCCGCGGCGUCCCCUCAGUCUGUGAGGGGACCGACGAGCCUGUGAGCGUCAUCUUUUCCCACGAUCUGUUCAUACCUGAGCUCUCUCUCGAUGAAUGAUGGAAGUCUACAGUUUCCAGAUUUAACUCGGACACCACCACCAUGAAGGACUUGUGGAUUUAAAUGAAGAAUCCGCCUCGGCUCGACAAAAUGUUCUCGUCAUUUAUCACAUACUUUCACUGGUUAUCUAUUUACUGACCAGCGCGAGCUCGAUUCAGCCAGAAACGUUCCAUUCAUUCAUCAUGUUACAACAAUGAACUGCUGUGAUUUUGUUGCCCUUCAAGCAUAGGAGAUUUACGUUUUUAAUCAAAGAGGAGCAACGAUACCCACGGAGACAUGGCUCGUCUGCUUGUUUUGGUCAACUCCGUUGUCCUGUUGCUUUUUGGCAGCGACAUGUUCUUGGUAGGAGCAAACCGGCCACCAGCUCCGGUCAAUGUGUCUGUUACACACCUGCGGUCCGACUCGGCAACUGUAUCCUGGGAGGUUCCAGAGGGAGAUAUAAUAAUCGGCUUCUCAAUCUCACAACAGAGGCAAGAAGGACACAUGCAGAGAUUCAUUCGGGAAGUCAACACCACCAGCCGCUCUUGUGUCCUUUGGGACCUUGAAGAGGAGACUGACUACAUCAUCCAGGUCCAGUCAAUUGGCCUCUACGGUGAAAGCCAAGCCAGCAAGAAGGUGCAUUUUCGUACCCUCAAGAAGACAGACCGCUUCCCCUCUAACAGCUCCAAUCAAGAUGAUCCCACUGUGCAGGGCCUGGACAAGUCCCGCCAUCUACAAACAGGAGAGAUGAUCAUAAUUGUGGUGGUCUUGGUCAUGUGGGCAGCUGUUAUUGCCCUGUUCUGCCGGCAGUAUGACAUCAUCAAGGACAACGACUCCAGCAACAAUAAGGAGAAGGCCAAGCCGUCGUCAGAGAGAAGCACGCCGGAGCACCACAGUGGAGGGCUGCUGCGGAGCAAGUUUCAUCCUUCUGUGCCGUCUAUUAACAUCAUCGAAGUUUGAGGAGAAGCCAGCCGAAAUUCCUCUCGCUGUUCUACCAUCAAUGCAUUAUCCACCUUUCUCACUGAUGAGGAAAAAAGCUGAAAAAAUGUACAGUUUCUGUGGGUCGUCAUCAGUGAAUAAGGUCGGCUGAGCUCUUUUUGCAAAAGACACACAUGCAUGCACACAGUUUUUGUAGAAAAACUACAGGUACACACCCAUUCACCUGACCCUACACACACACACACACUCACACACACACACAACACAGUACAGUAGCUAACACAAACCUUCUUCUGCAGGUUGAUAGUACAUAAACUAAUGUUAACCCAUGGUGCCGUUAACAUUGAUGUCUUUGCCAGGUGCUUGGUAUGUUAUUGCAAUACAAACACACUAUCAUCUCUGGGAGGCAGAUCUUCAUGACUUUAAAUACGCAGUGUAUUUUUGAUAUUGGCAUGUGCAAUUAGACACCCUGUUCACCUGUUAUAGGCAACAUAGCUCUAAAUAAAGCAGCAUUUUUCCAUUACAUAUAGUGUUAAUAUAUUAUCUCAUCACAAAUGUAUAGUAUCUGACUGCUGUGGGCAGACUGUA
This is a messenger RNA of Plectropomus leopardus (leopard coralgrouper), 1656 nucleotides long. It is a transcript of the gene fndc4a, whose product is annotated as fibronectin type III domain containing 4a. Gene Ontology annotation, molecular function: protein binding. Lineage: Eukaryota; Metazoa; Chordata; Actinopteri; Perciformes; Serranidae. The record is from RefSeq and is a predicted model, not a curated record. Gene Ontology annotation, cellular component: plasma membrane; extracellular region.